Onychostoma macrolepis is the source of this 1235-nucleotide messenger RNA. RefSeq lists its product as uncharacterized. Bases 279 to 1001 code for a protein of 240 amino acids. NCBI's taxonomy places the organism in Eukaryota, Metazoa, Chordata, Actinopteri, Cypriniformes, Cyprinidae. Gene Ontology annotation, molecular function: monoatomic cation channel activity. The transcript is spliced from 2 exons. The record is from RefSeq and is a predicted model, not a curated record.
UUUUAGUAUAUGUGUGAUACACAUAGAAGCAUAGAUCGAAGAAUUCAUGACUUCAAACUAGUCACAGGUAGGUCUACUCUCUACAAAGACAUACACUUAAUGUGACAUAUUCAUGAUUUUAUGAUUUAAUUCAGGAAAAAAUAAAUAAAUAAAUUAGUCAUUUGUCCUUAUUAAUGCACUGCAGCUAUUGUCUGUCCAACAUAUGAAAAUAUUUUGAACAAGACUACAGACCAUAAGAGACGGAGGCAGGCAAAAGCAUCAUCAAACUUCCCUCAGAGAUGUCGGUGCAACAAAACCUUGUUAAGAAACUACAAGAAUUCCUGAAACCAUCUGCUAUUUUCAGCUCUGUACCAUUGAGCCUUUUGUUAAUCGGAUUAGAGGCCAUGAUGGAUCGACUCUUCACAUGCCCGUGUAGAUCUGACCUGAAUGCACUGAUAACAGCAUCCAUAUUCACUGGACCUGCUCUUUUUACUUUUGCUCUUAUGUUCUAUCAGUUAAGGCCUCUUACACAUGGAUGGUUUCAUUGCCCUCAAGAAGCUAAUGAUGAUACUCCGCAGAGCUGCUUUAAAGUUCUCGCAUCCUGUCUGAUUCCACCUGUGAUGUGGAUCUUCAUCUUGUUAAUUGAUGGUGAUUAUGUUGCUUGCAGCAAAACAGACUGGAAGGGAAUUUAUGUUCUUGAUAGGGAGCUAAACUGGUGUAAACCUACUGAAGAGAAGCAAAAUGAGAAUGAGCAACAAGAUUUGACUCGCAAAUUUAUUCAUCAGUCUCGGUUUGCAGGUUAUGUUGUGAUCUCUGUCUUCAGUGCAUUAGCAAUUGUCUUUAUGGGUAUUUAUGACAGCUGCAUAAGUGGAAAGUGUAACUGUUGUCCGAAGCGACUGUUAACCUUCUGCGGACGAACAGAUUCAGAGACAUGCGAUGGAAGAAAUGACCCAGGACAGGAUGAAGUAGAGCUUGAUACUCGCCACGCCACUUCCUCCAGCACUGAAGACCCACAUGUAUAAAAUACAUAUUUUUGCUAUUCCAGAGCCAUCUUUAAGGGAUGCCUUAAAAGGAUAGUUCACUCAAAAAUGAAAAUUACCCCAUACUUUACCUACACUCAAGCCAUCCUAGGUGUGAAAAAAAGGUGCUCCGGGAGGAUAAUAAAGGCCUCCUGAAGUGAAUCAAUGCAUUUUUAUAAGAAAAAUAUCCAUAUUUAAAGCUUUAUAAAUCAUAAUAUCCAGCUUCUACUAACUGUC